CAUCCCUUAUUCCCUUUCUUCCUAAAAGUAAAUAACUAAAAAUCAAACCUGCUCUGCUGAUCGCCAAAAAAUUGACUGAUAAACAAGCUCGGCCAACAUUUCAUUGCAAAAAGGGGGAAAAUGGAGGGAGCUAGGUUCUCAGAUUGAGAUUGGGAAUUUGAGGUGGAUCUGCAAUUGAAAACUCCGUGAUACGAAUUUGGGAGCUGGAUGGAUCGAAUCAAAUUCGAUUUUCCAAAAUCUAGAAAGUAAGGUCAGAAUUUCAGCUGUUCCUCCCGAGAGACAAAUCUGUUCUUCUAAAUUUUAAAUUUCGAAUCUUUGGUAUGAAAAUUUGGAAAGAUCGAAACAAAGAGAGGCAAUUUUUAGGUAUUACGCUUUGGAUGAACAGCUGUUGGUAGGUGGGUAGCGGUACCUGAAACCCACAAGAACACUCUUUUCGGCGAUGCACUGAAUUUGUAGCUUAAUUUUCAAAGAAUUCAUCUUUCAUUUGUAUUUUAAUCCAAAAAUAAAAUAUGCAUGCCCGGCAUCGCAAUCCUGGAAAUGGGUACAGGUCCAAUUCCAUGGGUAUGGGGAUGGGCAUGGCUCCCAAUUCUCGGAUCUCCCCAGAGACUUCUCUGAGGGGCCAUGGCUUUUACAGCUCCGAACACCGAAACUUCAAUCGCGGUUUUGGCCGCCCCAAAUCUUUCCAGCCGCCUCCAGCUCCACCGCCUCCGCCUCCAGGUCCGCCCCGCAAAGGCGACAUCUUUAUGGAGGCGGGGCGCCUUGCCGCUGAGUAUUUGGUAUCUCAGGGGCUGCUGUCUCCGAAUGCGCUCUCCGCUAAAUGGCAGAAUACUAGUUUAAAGAAGCAAGUGGGGGAGUUUCAGGAGGCUGACCAUUUGCAAAUUGCAUCAGAAGGCCGGACUUCGGCUCUUGCUCGGUUGGGGAAUUCGGUUUCGGAUGGAGGGUCAAGAAGGGGAAGGUUUGGUGUUGAUGAAUUUAGCAGCAACACAAGGAAUCAUUUCAAGGGAAAGAGGAGAAAUGGGGCUGGAUCAUAUCGGGGUGGUUAUGGCUCGGAUUGGGGACGAGACUAUGGCAGGAGUGGUUCCUUCUCGGAUAGACAUAGUAGGGCUUCCUCUGAUAGGGAGGGUGAUGAAGGUUCUGUUUCUGGACACCAUGAGGAGCAGAAACUCAGUAAAGAUGCUGGUAAUAAUGCAUUGCAACAAAACUCCAGUCCAAGCGAGUUGAGGCCCAGGAGUGAGGAUGCAGUGGAUUCGGAAUCUAAAUUGAACAAGGGCCGAUACCCAGAUGAUGAUAUGAGUUCAAAGCCAAGUUCUUCUGGAGCUUGGAAAGAUGGUCCAAAUGAAACUGAUGAAGUUGGUGAGGAACCUGCCAAGGUAUCGGAUAAAGAGAUGAAGGAUCAAGAUUGUGCCAACAAUGAGGAAACUGAGAAACAAAGUGUUUCGGAGAACUUACUGAUGCAGCUUGGUGCUGCAGAAGCCGAGGGUGAGGGUGAUUCCUCAGGCAAGAAUGGGACUGACUUGCUAACACUGUGCAAAUUUGCCAAGGUGCCCACUAGAAUCCGCUCAUCAUUGACGCACAGGGGUCCAAAGGUUGAUGAUCCACUUCCAAAUACCCAAGAGGGGACCACCUCUGACGCUGGCAUCGAACACAAAGAAUGUCAAGCUUUAGUUGAAAACGGUUCCGUUGAUGUUUCUUUAGGUACCACACUAUUAGAUAAAACUCAUUAUGAUAAUUGUCUCAACCCUGAAACUUCUAAAGCUCAGUCCAGUCAUUCUACUGAAAAUUUGGUAGAAUCAGGUCCUGAAUAUGGUAGUAUUGAGCAGAACAGAUAUGCAAGGUCCCAGUCUUUGCCAGGUAGAGCUUUUGUAAAUGUGCAAGAAUCAACUCAGGGACCUGUAGGGCUUAGGAGUUCCAGCUUUGUAGUUAAGGAAAGAGGUGAGAAAAGGGUUUUAGAAGAACAUGAUCAGCUGGAGGAAGCCAAAAAACCAAGACAAUGGCUUCCUUACAUGGUUACAGAGGCAGAUGGUUGUUUCGAGCUUUCAAACUUGAGUGAAAAGAAAGUAAAUUCACUGGAAGAAAACGUUUCUGGUGAGAAAUUGAUUAUAGCUGUUGAUCAGGAGAGCUCAGUGAUGAAUGAAUCCCAAUCCCAAAAAGAUGGAGGUGAAGCCUGCAUUGAGUUUGCGCAAGAAAAGAAGCUUUUUCCGGAUUCAUUCAAGAUCUGCGACCUUAAUCUCAUGGGGGUUUGUGAUGCACAUGAGAAUCGUGAUACUGAUAUAGAUUAUCAGGUUGUUUCUGGAAUGAAGAAAAAAAUAGCUCCUGUUGAUGUUGACUUAUCAAUGAAUAACUCCAAUGUGUCUGGUGAGAACAGUAGACACACUGUCAAUGUUAAAGAGAUUGAAGUCAUUGAUUUAGAAAAUGACUCUAUCCAAGAAAACAAGGCCUUCAAUGGUGCAGAAAGAAAGACACAGACUGAAUUUACUCCUCUGGAGGGCUUUCCUAACCAUGCACAGAAUACUAGUGAUAUCCCUGAUGUUCAAGAUGGUUAUGGACUUAUGAUCUCAGAAUUGCUGGGAAACGAUUUCCCAAAUUGUUCUUCAGUACCAGAGGAUCUUAAUUCAAUGCAUAACGAAAUUGGCCUUCAUAAUGGAGAGGAGACUCUUGCCGAUGAUGAUUCAAUAUAUAUGGCUCUUGGAGAAAUACCAUUAAGUAUGCCACAUUUUUAAUACACUGCCUUUUUGAGGCCCUGGGAGCAGCCAACCCCGCAGGAGUAUGAGAAGCCCUUUUGAUCCAGCCAAUCAUAAAAUUUCUCAGAUGUAUAAUUCGGUAUGCUUAGUAUUGGUCAUUGUGGGUUCUUUUGUCCUAUCACCUCUAUUAAGUGGCAACCUUGCUUUGAUUGAAUUUUUUUUUUUUUCACUUAUUAAGGGUGCAAGUAAAUCUCUUCUUGUAGGAUGUUUAAGGAUGUUGAAUGAUGUUAAUUCUCUGUUACACCUUGUUCUUACAUGAAACAUGUUAAUCAUGUUGAUUGGCAGUAGUGGUUGCCAUCUGUUACUUGUCUGUUUUCGGUUCCUCAGUGACUUUACACAUAGAUCUUACACCUUGUUCAUAUUGAUUGGCAGAAA
Messenger RNA from Prunus avium (sweet cherry), 3116 nucleotides. RefSeq lists its product as uncharacterized. Lineage: Eukaryota; Viridiplantae; Streptophyta; Magnoliopsida; Rosales; Rosaceae. The record is from RefSeq and is a predicted model, not a curated record.